Messenger RNA from Vespa velutina, 3709 nucleotides. Its product is annotated as homeobox protein unc-42-like. Gene Ontology annotation, biological process: regulation of transcription by RNA polymerase II. Lineage: Eukaryota; Metazoa; Arthropoda; Insecta; Hymenoptera; Vespidae. The transcript is spliced from 6 exons. The record is from RefSeq and is a predicted model, not a curated record. Gene Ontology annotation, molecular function: DNA-binding transcription factor activity, RNA polymerase II-specific; RNA polymerase II transcription regulatory region sequence-specific DNA binding. The coding region runs from base 1383 to 2228 and encodes 281 amino acids.
GCGGUCGCCCCUCUGCGCCACGGCCGACACUCUUCGUCGUCGUAUCGUAUCCCAUCGGUUUUCGACUUUUCCCUUCCGCGUAAACGUUUCCCGUCCGACGCACGACGUUCCCGAUAAGAGUAUACGAAAUCAAAGGAAAAGAAGGAUAGUCCGCCCGUUACGCGUCACCCUUCGCCACGUCCAUUCCUUCCGUUCGCAAUCUUCUCAACGUAUCGUAUCUAUAACCAAUUAAAUUCUUCCACGAGUACCGACUUCUUUCAAACUCGUGCUAAUUCUUUUCAAACAUCCGAUCAAAGAUUAUUUUAAUUUUCAAGGCCGCCAACCAACACCGCGACCCCUUCUCCUUCUCGACCUCCACCGCUUCUCUCCUCCGUCCCAAUCUCUUCCGCUCGUUCGCCCUCCUAAUUGGAUCCAAGAGAUAAUAAGAUUUGAAUUUCGAAUCGGGGUCAUAUCGCGAUAAACCGACCGCGUUUCCCGUAGACGUUGAGAAUCCAACAUCAUAUCUUUCCUCCUCUUCUUCUUCGUCUUCUUCUUCUCCUCCUUCUCCUCCUCCUCCUCCUCCCUCCUCCCUCCUCCCUCCUCGUCCUCCUCCUUUUUCAAUACUUGGAAUACAAAUAAAAACUUCUUCCUCCAGUCAUUCGUAAACUCGUCGGUAUUCGCGUAAAUACGUCGUCGUAUCGAAGUUACCAAAACGUUACGAUAAGAACUUAUUCGGGAGGUCAUAGACAAUCAUACACGGAACUCGACUAAUACCAAUAACGUUCUAAAUCAAGAAUAGAAAAGCAAGGAGUUACAGUGAUAAUAAGCGACAGUGAUAUAAAGAGGCAACGCGAGAGCAACGUCCUGAAAGGUGGUAUUGUGUUACGGGAAUAGAGGAAAGCCUAUUACCUAGAGUGCCAAAUGCCGAAGAGGAAAUAAUUAUAAAAGAGGAAUAAUUAAAAAGCCAAAGUAGAAGAAAGAAGUUUUAAAGUUCCUAGCCUCCUAUAUAUAGAGGAAUAAUAAUAAUAAAACGAUUUGGACUAUUUGUUCGCGCGCCCAAAAAAGGACAGAGGCAUGCAGUGGUAAAUAAGAAAGGGGUGUCAGGUGGUGAUUAAUCGUCGCAAGAGCUCUCGAAGGAGCUCGGUAAGGUCGCCCCCGGCAUCACCCUGGCUAACGACCUGUCCGGAGGUAGCGGUGGUCCCGGUGCGGCCGGCGUCGGCACCGUCGGUGGGACCGUCGGUGGGACAUCCGUCGGCGGCGGCGCCGGCGGCACCGCUGGUGGUGGUGGCGGUUCGUCGCUACCGACGACCGCCCUUAGCCUCGAUCAUCAGCAAUUCAAUAUAUUCCCGGCUAUAUUUAGUCGGCAAUUAAACUUUUCUGCCAAUUGCGGUCAGAACAAGCUGAUGGACGAGCUAAGGCCGAAUCUCGGCCUACUCGGAGUUGGUCUAGUAGAGAACGACAGCUUCCAUUUGAAUCACAAUCAAGAAAAGAGAAAGUGUAGCAGCGCGAGCUCGAACGAACAAGACUUUGGGCUCUACGGGGUGCAUCAGGGCCUCGAAGCUAGCCCGCCGACGCCUGCGGCUACACCGGGAAGAAGCAGCGUGGGGGCCACCACUACCGUUGGAGCCGAAGGAGCUUUUAAAAAAUUAAAACCGGACCCUUGCGCCUCUAGCCCUCACAUUGGCCACACACCCACCACCGCGAGUUGUCCUACACCGGCUCGACGUCGGCACAGGACUACCUUCACACAGGAGCAGCUGGCAGAAUUGGAAUCGGCGUUCGCAAAAUCUCAUUAUCCUGACAUAUACUGCAGAGAGGAAUUGGCGAGGACCACCAAAUUGAACGAGGCUAGAAUUCAGGUCUGGUUCCAGAACAGAAGAGCGAAAUAUAGAAAGCAAGAGAAACAAUUGCAAAAGGCACUUACUCCGAUACCCGCGUGCCAAGGUGCCAUGAUGAGGAACAUCUAUCCUGGUGCUAGCAGAGGUUAUCAACCCUAUCCACAUCCACACAACAGUAUAAACGGAAUCAAUCGUUAUCCUCAGAUGGGCACGACGUCUUACCCUAGCAUGACCCAACCCUUCUCCAUGUCGCAUUCGGCGUCGAACAUGUCGGCGGUCACCGGUAUGCGACAAGACGCGAUGGGCAUGUCAGCGGAGGACGAAUGGUACAACAAGAGUAUCUCGGCCCUAAGAAUGAACACGGCCCAUCAUCCUAAUCUCGCCGCACCGAUGCUGCAAUAUCAAACAUAAUUGUAAACGUAUACCGCUGUAAAUGUUCACCGACCGAAUAAACGCUAAACACGUCGUCGGACCCAUCGAGAACGAGGACGAGGAGAAAUGGCGACCGUCGUUGAUCGUUACCGAACUCAAAAACGAAAAAGAGAGAGAAAUGGAGGAGGGGGUGAGAGAGAGAGAGAGAGUUGGCUAAAUUUCUUUGCGAAAGAAAAAUUAACAAUUUUUAAACGGUUAAGAUAUUAGAACACGUGGGUCGCCGAAAUUAUUUUUCUCGUUCGAACGUAGCCAACGCGUUCUUUUCUCGAAAUUAAUCGUCCAUAAAGCUCAAAGAUGUAAAUCGAUGAAUAAAUGCUAACAAAUUAAUAUCGAGGACGAAUAACUCGACACCGUGUUUCGUCACUUUGCGACGCGAAUGUAAGAGUGGAAAAACAGUUAAAAAAUGUCGAAAAGACAGAGAGAGAGAGAGAGAGAGAGAGGGAGAGAGAGAGAGAGAGAAAGUGGGAGUGGGAGCGGGAGAGAGGAAGAGGGAGAGAAAAAGGAAGAAAAAGAAAAAGAAUUAUGAUCAACAUGGUGGAGCACAUUUAGCGCAAAUAAUUUUAUAUACGUACACGAGUUUUCCUAUUCGAUUAUAAUGUACAGUAUAUAGAGCUUCGAUGAUUUUUCCGUUUACGUGUUCUCUCGAUCGCGUAACAUUUCGUCCGACAAUGAAAGGGAAAACAAAUAAAAAAAAAAAUGAAUAAAAGAAUGAAUAGAGAGAGAAAGAGAGAGAGAGAGAGAGAGAGAGAGAGAGAAAGAGAAAAAUAAAUAAACGAUCGUAUAUUCGCUCGAAUUUGUAGCUUAGAGACGAAUGAGCGUAUAUGAGAAAUGUGAAACGAUUUAAAAAACUAAAAAAAAUAAGAAGAGAGAGGGAGAGAAAAAGAGAGAGAAGAAAAAUGAAAAGAGAGAGAGGGGAGGGAGAGAGAAAGACAGAUAGAAAGAGAAAGAGAGAGAGAGAGAGAGAGAGAGAGAGAGAGAGAGAGAGAAAGAAGAAAGGAGAUCUUUCGUUAGUUUCUUAACAACGAGAUUAAAAAAAGACAGACUUUCGGUUGAAGGAAGAAGACUCUGGGGAAUUGUAAAUACAUGCAAAGAUAUAGAUAUUAUAUAGCGUAAUCAGCAGAAUAUUCUAGCGUAUGCGAUUUUUCAAUGUCCUUUUAAAAGAAAAAAAAAAAAAAAAAAAGUGUAAGCGUACCCUUAGUGAAAUAUUAGGCAUUGAUUUGUGUGCUUAUGUUGACCGGGAUUUUAAAGUAACCGACUAUGAUUGAUAAUGACGAUGAUGCUGAUAGUUUUUUCAGGCGACAUUAGGAUCGAAGGGUUGCGGGAGUAGAGCGAAUGGCGGCGAAUAUCGGCAGUGUCGUGCGUUCGAAAUUUGAAAGGCGUCAGGCUUGGAAAGUUGUAGAGACAAAAGUGAUUUAAUUAAAUAAAUAAAUAAAUAAAUAAAUAAAUAAAUAAAAAAAAAA